CCCAACUCUUCUUGCUUUUACGCGUCCACCAUCGUCCAUCGCUGCGUUGGUUACGCGUCGCUCCCCUCAACAUGACCUCCUGGGCUCCCACGCCGACCGGAUUGCAAGAAAUCCUGCAAACGAUCCAUGAAUCCACCGAUACUCAGAACGCCGCAGUCCAGAGGGACAUUACCCAUAAACUCAACAAUUUCACGCGCGCACCAGACUACAUCGCGUAUCUGGGGCACAUCCUGGCGGCCAUGCCCCAGGAAGAAGACCGUAUCCGAACCAUCGCUGGAUACUUGCUCAAGAACAAUGCGCGACUCAUCUUGCGCUCCGCUCCCGAUGUCAUGGAAUACGUGAAGAAGGCGGUAUUACUAGCCUUCGACUCCUCCUCAAUCAUGAUUCGCAAUGUGGCGGGCCAGGCGGUCGUUGCAUUCUUGGGCACGCUCGAGCCUAGGAACUGGCCAGAGUGUUUGUCUCACCUAGUUGGUGCGCUCGAUGACCAGGACUUCGACAAACAAGAAGCUGCCUUCAACGUCCUCGAGAAGGCCUGCGAAGACUACCCUCGAAAACUCGACGUCGAGAUCAAUGGUACAUGGCCGCUGGAGUUCAUGAUUCCCAAAUUCCUAGUGCUGUCGGAGCAUCCUCGCGCGAAGAUGCGCUCACAUGCCAUCGCUGUCUCUCGUACUUCGUCCCAUCAACUGCCAGGCGCUCUUGCGCAUAUCGACACGUUCAUCGCCUGUCUCUUCAAGCGCGCGUCGGACGAGGACCCGUCCGUGCGUCGGCAUGUCUGCCAGGCGCUCGUUCUCCUCCUGGCGUCGCGCCCCGAGAAGCUGAUGCCCGAGAUGAACAACGUGGCCGAAUAUAUGUUGUAUUCAACGAAGGACAAGAACGAGAACGUCGCGCUGGAGGCGUGCGAGUUCUGGCUCACGUUCGCCGAGGAUCCCGACCUCGCGCCAUACUUGCAUCCUCUGCUGGGUAAGGUCGCGCCAGUGCUACUGGACUGCAUGGUCUACGGCGAGGACGACUUGCUGUGGCUCGAUGCGGAUGCCGAAGAUGCAGCCGUACCGGACAAAGAGACCGAUAUCAAGCCUAGGCAUUACAGCGGCAAGGCUCAUGGGUUCGAACACGAGGGCGAUGUCGAAGGCGCUGCCAAGCCUCGCGUAGGCGCGUAUGGGGAGGAGCUUGAAGAUGAAGAUGACGAGGGUUUCGACGAUCUUGACGAUGACGAAUUCGCAGAGGAGAUGUCGACGGAGUGGAACCUGCGCAAGUGCGCAGCUGCUGCUCUUGAUGUCCUUGCUGUGAGAUUUGGCGCAGAUUUGCUCAACGUAUUACUCGAAUCGUUGAAGCUCAAGCUGUGGAGCGAGGACUGGCUCCAGAGAGAAAGCGGUAUCCUGGCCCUGGGUGCAAUGGCUGAGGGAUGUAUCGACGCGGUUGAACCGCACUUGCCCACACUUGUUCCCUACCUGAUCAGUAUGCUGAAUGACUCAAAGCCACUCGUUCGCUCAAUUGCCUGCUGGACUUUGGGACGAUACGCGAGCUGGUGUACUCAGCCAAUCUCAGAGGAGCACCGCAACCAGUUCUUUGUUCCCAUGCUUGAGGGUCUUCUCCGUAUGGUCCUUGAUAAUAACAAGCGUGUGCAAGAAGCCGGAUGUAGUGCGUUCGCUACGUUCGAGGAAGAUGCGGGCCCAGAGAUUGCCCCUUACCUCGAGCCCGUGUUGCGCAACCUCGUGGUUGCGUUCGAUAAGUACCAGCAUAAGAACAUGCUCAUCUUGUACGACGCGGUUGGUACAUUGGCCGAUGCGGUCGGACCCGCCCUUGCGAACUCGACCUACGUCGAAAUUCUCAUGCCACCAUUGAUAAAGCGGUGGGGCCGAUUGAAAGACGAUGAUGAAGAUCUUAUCCCUCUCCUCGAGUGCUUGGCUUCCGUUACUAUCGGCAUGAGCGCUGCCUUCGCUCCGUAUGCUCCGCCCGUAUUCGAGCGGUGCACGAGCAUUGUCCACAAGGCUCUCUUGCAAUACCAAGCCUAUCAACAAAAUCCUGAAACGGAUGAGCCGGACAAGUCGUUCCUCGUCGUCGCGCUGGACCUGUUGUCGGGCUUGACGCAGGGCUUGGGCAUGGCCCUCGAACAUCUUGUCAACAACACUCAGCCGAACUUAGUUUCGCUGUUGACCAUUUGCUUGAAGCAUCCUCAAGCGCCGGUACGGCAGUCGGCGUAUGCGCUUGUUGGCGACAUGGCGAUGCAUUGCUUCCCCUUGCUCAAGCCGCACACCGCUAAUAUCAUGCACGAGCUCAUUGAGCAACUCGACCCGGAGCCGAAGGUCGAGUUUGUAAGCGCUUGCAACAACGCUGCGUGGUCUGUUGGAGAGAUUGCAUUGCGAUAUGGCCGUGACGAUCCUGAGUUUAGACAAUGGAUACAAACUCUGAUCUCGCGAUUGGUGCCUAUCCUCCUUCACCCGAAGGCGCCUCGCAGCCUCCACGAGAAUGCUGCUGUCUCGAUCGGCCGCAUCGGGCUCAUGCACCCUACCGUCGUCGCCCCCGUUCUUCCCGAGUUUGCGCAGAUGUGGUGCCAAGCCCUCUACGAGAUCCGUGACAACGAAGAGAAGGACUCCGCCUUCCGCGGUCUUUGUACACUCGUGCAGCACAACCCCGCUGGAAUCACGAAGAGCCUCCUCUGGUUCUGCAAUGCCAUCGUCCGAUGGAAUCACCCAUCGGCGGAGCUGAACAGCAUGUUCCAGCAGCUCCUCAAUGGUUUCAAGCAGCACGACCCGCAAGGCUGGGCAGCCCAGGUCGCGACGUUCCCACCAGCAAUCCAGGAGCGGCUGGCGCAACGUUACGGCGUCUAAUCGCAUGACUGCUUGCAUACGCGGCUGGGGUUUCUGUCUUGAACAUAUCGCAUCUUGUACGCAUAGUCCUCGUCCUGUCCUUCCGUUGUGCGCUGUCCCGAGUACCCGUGUCAAUCGUAUCCCUCGCAUUGAAUUUUUACGUAGUGUAGUCUUUCGCAUAUCGUCCAUCACUUGGCUUGUUUAGGUAGCACAUCGUAGGUACACAUCCUUAGGUAGCAUUAGUAGUUAGCAUCUUCUCGUAGCAAUAGCAUUCAGUAGAUAGCAUCGUAGGUAGCAUUAGUAGGUAGCAUAGUAGGUAGCAUUACAACUCUUCAUCGUCCGCGCGCUCAACAACCAUCAUCGUCGACUUGCUGUUCAUUACUGUAUUUCUAGACAGAUUCCCUAACACGAAGCGUACGUGCAUCCGCUCUUUGGGGUGCUCGGGCUGUCCUCGCAGUAUUUUAGUACUUAUUGUGCGGGAGAAAUUGAGAAUGUCUGUAUGCCUCA
Fomitopsis serialis is the source of this 3314-nucleotide messenger RNA. RefSeq names its product ARM repeat-containing protein. Gene Ontology annotation, molecular function: nuclear import signal receptor activity. Gene Ontology annotation, cellular component: nucleus; cytoplasm. The record is from RefSeq and is a predicted model, not a curated record. NCBI's taxonomy places the organism in Eukaryota, Fungi, Basidiomycota, Agaricomycetes, Polyporales, Fomitopsidaceae. Bases 72 to 2828 code for a protein of 918 amino acids. The transcript has 9 exons. Gene Ontology annotation, biological process: protein import into nucleus.